Messenger RNA from Rhinichthys klamathensis goyatoka, 1267 nucleotides. It is a transcript of the gene gpd1b, whose product is annotated as glycerol-3-phosphate dehydrogenase 1b. Gene Ontology annotation, cellular component: glycerol-3-phosphate dehydrogenase (FAD) complex; cytosol. The transcript is spliced from 8 exons. Gene Ontology annotation, molecular function: NAD binding; protein homodimerization activity; glycerol-3-phosphate dehydrogenase [NAD(P)+] activity. NCBI's taxonomy places the organism in Eukaryota, Metazoa, Chordata, Actinopteri, Cypriniformes, Leuciscidae. Bases 68 to 1120 code for a protein of 350 amino acids. The record is from RefSeq and is a predicted model, not a curated record. Gene Ontology annotation, biological process: glycerol-3-phosphate catabolic process; carbohydrate metabolic process.
GAUUCGCUCCGGUCCGUCAGCGGCUCUCAAACACACCGAAGUCCUUCAGCCGGGGCAGACGCGCAGAAUGGCGGCCAAGAAACUCUGCAUUAUCGGGUCCGGCAACUGGGGUUCUGCCAUUGCCAAGAUAGUGGGUGCCAAUGCAGCAAAAUACAACACGUUUGACAGCACGGUGAACAUGUGGGUGUUUGAGGAGAUGAUCGACGGACGCAAACUUACCGAAAUCAUCAACACCGAACACGAGAACGUCAAAUACCUGCCCGGACACAAGCUGCCACCCAAUGUGGUUGCGGUUCCAGAGCUGUUGGACGCAGUCAGGGGCGCAGAUAUCCUUAUCUUUGUCAUCCCACACCAGUUUGUGUCCCGAAUCUGUGACACCAUCAAGGGUCACAUCAAGACAGACGCUGUGGGAAUGUCCCUCAUUAAGGGUGUGGAUGAGGGUCCUGACGGACUGAAACUGAUCUCUGAUGUCAUUAGGGAAAAGCUAGGCAUCACCAUGACCGUGCUGAUGGGAGCCAAUCUGGCCAAUGAGGUCGCUGAGGAGAAAUUCUGUGAAACUACCAUCGGGUGUAAAAGCAAAGCUCACGGGCCCCUGCUGAAGGAACUGAUGCAAACACAGAACUUCCGUGUGACGGUGGUGGAGGAGGCUGAUGUUGUGGAGAUCUGUGGAGCGUUAAAGAACAUUGUAGCUGUGGGCGCUGGUUUCUGUGACGGUCUGGACUUCGGUGACAACACCAAGGCCGCUGUGAUCCGCCUGGGUUUGAUGGAGAUGAUUGCCUUCGCUCGGUUGUUCUGCACAGCCAGUCCGGUUUCUCCCGCCACGUUUCUGGAGAGCUGCGGCGUCGCCGACCUCAUCACCACCUGCUACGGGGGACGCAACCGCAAAAUCGGAGCAGCGUUCGCUAAAACGGGAAAAUCUAUCGAGGAGCUUGAGAAGGAAAUGCUGAACGGACAGAAACUUCAAGGUCCGGCAACCGCAGCAGAAGUUCAUCGGAUCCUCAAACACAAAAACCUAGUGGAAAAGUUUCCCCUGUUUAAUGCGGUUUAUCAGAUCUGUUACCACAGUCAUCCGGUCAAAGAGUUCAUCACCUGCCUACAGAAUCAUCCAGAACACAUGUAAAUCUCCAUUAUGGCUGUUUUAGUUGUGUCUUAACACCAAAAGAGUGUCUAAAUGUUGUAAAUUAUCAGUAGAUAACAUUUUAUUUUGGGUAAAAAGCAUUGUAAAGGAAGUUUGUCCUGUUUUAAAGUCCUACACUCUCGCAAAGUA